Ictalurus punctatus (channel catfish) is the source of this 3406-nucleotide messenger RNA. It is a transcript of the gene syngr1a, whose product is annotated as synaptogyrin 1a. Gene Ontology annotation, cellular component: neuromuscular junction; synaptic vesicle membrane. NCBI's taxonomy places the organism in Eukaryota, Metazoa, Chordata, Actinopteri, Siluriformes, Ictaluridae. The record is from RefSeq and is a predicted model, not a curated record. Bases 165 to 851 code for a protein of 228 amino acids. The transcript has 5 exons.
GCCCAUGGAGAGAGAGAGAGAGAGAGAGAGAGAGAGACUUUAGGCUAGCGGGACACUCUGGGAACACAGCUCUAGGACAGGAGCGUUGAUAAAAGGAGUAAAGGAGGAUUCGACCUGAGAGUCAGUUUCUUACCACACAUCGUGUGACCCCGGACUGCAGGAGGAUGGAGCAGGCAUACGGGGCAGGAAAGGCCGGAGGAGCCUUCGAUCCGGGAGCGUUUAUCCAGCAGCCUCAGCCUAUCCUACGCUUCGUGUCCUGGAUCUUUUCCAUAGUGAUUUUCGGGUGUAUAGCCAACGAGGGCUAUGUGAACAAACCUGAUCAAGAGGAGGAGUACUGCAUCUUUAACCGUAACCAGAAUGCCUGUAACUACGGUGUGGCUGUGGGCUCUCUGGCCUUUCUCACCUGUCUUGCCUUCUUGGCCUUGGACGUGUAUUUCCCACAAAUCAGUGGAGUCAAAGACCGUAAGAAAGCCGUUCUGGCAGACAUCAGCAUCUCAGCCGUCUGGGCCUUUAUGUGGUUUGUGGGCUUUUGUUUCCUGACCAAUCAGUGGCAGGUGAGCAAUCCUGAAGACAAUCCCUUAAACGAGGGUGCAGAUGCAGCAAGGGCAGCCAUCACCUUUUCCUUCUUCUCCAUUUUCACCUGGGCUGGUCAGGCUUUCCUGGCGUUCCAGAGGUACAAGCUUGGAGCAAGUUCCAUUCUCUUCUCGCAGAACUACACUGACCCAAACGAGGAUGCAGCAGCACGCUCUGAUGACAUGGAGUACACGGGUUACACAGGAGACCUGGAGGCACAAGGCAGUAUGCAUCCCAACUAUGAUGGAUCUGCUGGUUACCAGAGCCAAGAGUACUAAGAGUCCUUGCGAUCAACCCAUGAAGGUUUAUUGUAAGAGCUAUAAUGGGCAAAUAUAGAAUAAAGAACAUUGCACAAAGUGGAAAUUUUUGCUGGGAUAAUGAAACAGAUGCUGGCUAUCUUAUGGUGUUUGAGGGAGCAGUAUAUGGUAUGGUAUUCAGUGACUCACCAUUGAAGGGGUUUAAUCUGGGGAUGAAUGGGUUCGACAUGGGAGGUUGUUCUGGUUAAAACAAUUAUAAAAUUCAGAAUGCAAGUGUGUGUGUUUGUGUUAAAACCAUUUUGCCUUCAGAAAAAGAAUGCAAAUAGGUGGUAGCUGGUUGAAUUAAAAAUAAAAAAAAGUUUUUUAGUGAGGUUGAAGCCUAAAGGGGAACCUUCUUAAAAUGAAAUCCCUUUGUUAUUAGUCUUAAUACUCUAUUACAUAAAUAAUAGAGUAUGAUUAAAGCACAUACAUCCUAUAUGGUGUUUACAUGGACAAAGUAGCUGAUCUGUACAAAUUUGGAAAGAAAUAAAUUUCAACUACAUUCUUCUUUCUGCAAAAAUCCAUUCCAUUCUCUUACCAUUACGCUCCUAAUGUGACAUACAGAAGUGAUAAACACUUUAAAGUAUCGAAGAGAUGGUGACGAGGAGCACAGAUCACUUUUAAUAAUCAGGUACAUAAUAUUCAACAUUAAUCCUGUAAUAUGAGUGUCACUCCUUAAUGUCUUUUUUUUUUUUAUCUAAACCUCUGAAUAUAGCUAAGAAAUCUAAAAUAACAAAUGAUGUCUAAGCAAUAAAGCUGUUAUUGAAGAAUCAACACCAAAAAUCUGCACAUUCUGAAGUAUUUCAUUCCUUUUAUACCACAGCAAUUUGCUGACGAUUAUCAUUUUUCUUAAAAAUGACACAUACAUCUGAUCUGUUUAUAGUUACAUUUAAUGUUACAAGUUAGUUCCUGUUAUCAUUUACAUUAUAGCAGCUAUAUACAAUCAGUCCCUCACCAGCCUCUAUUGCAUGUUCCUGAGAAAUGGUGAAAUGCAAACUCCUUGCACAUCAGAAAACUGAAAGGAACAGCUUUACCAGUGGCUGUUACAAAGCUCUGAGACUGGAGACUCCUUUCAAAUAUGGUAAAUAAACAUAUCCUCACAGAAAACGUCACCAUAUUAAUAUUUAUACACUUUUUGAAAAUGUGGUGCGUCCACCAUACAAGUCCAUGUGUAACUAUGCUUAUACUAUAUACUAUAUCUUUUUAUUUUAGAAACAAUAAUGUUAAUAGCAGAGCUAUUGUCAGAUAUGCUGUUAUGGAAAAUUAAUCAAUACAUUCAAAUUCAACACUGCCAAAGAUAUCCAAUUAACAUAUACAUACCAGCCAAUAUAUGUCUUGUAGUCAGUUAAACUCAUUUUAUGGGCACUUGGUAACCACAACAUCCAUCCAUCCAUUUUCUAUACCGCUUAUGCUACACAGGUUUGUGGGGAGUCUGGAGCCUAUUCCAGUGGACUCGGUGUACAAGGUGGGGGACACCCUGGACGAGGUACCAACACAUCACAGGGCACAAUCACACACAUUCACACGCUACAGACAAUUUGAAAUGCCAGUCAGCCUACAACACAUCUCUUUGGACUGGGGAGGAAACCAAAUUACCCGGAGGAAACCCUGAAGCAUGCACACUCUGUGCAAUCGGGGCAGAGGCGGGAAUCAAUCCCCCAACCCCAGAGGUGUGAGGCAAACAUGCUAACCUCUAAGCCAUCAUUGCCCAACUACACAACAUGUAUUACUAAAACUUCCUACAUUGUGUAGCACGUGCACUAUAGACCAAGCUAAUUAAAACACUUGGAAUAACAUGGUGCAAUCUAAGGACCUGUUUCUAUUUCACUUCAGAAAUUGCUGGUUAAUACAGUUUUAUUUUAAGUUCCAUUUUAGUGCACUUGAAAUAAUCAUUGUUUUUGUUGUACUGUGUAUGAUGUGUAUAUGAAGCUUAGAAACAGCAUAAGUUUAUAGGUGUAUUAUAUAUUUAUAUAUAACUAUAGACAUAGUACUAUUGUGAAACCGCGCUACAAUUUGUGUUACAAAGUGUAGUAUAAAUCCUAUGUAUUUUGGGGGCUAUAAGCAAAAAUAAUGACUGCAUUUACACUACUUAUAUGUAUCAAGUGCAAUAUCUAAGGUCACAACUGUGGAGUUUGGAUACAUGUCAUGUCGUUAAUUUCAUAAGUAUGUUACUCAAAGGGGAUAUAUUUUAAUCAUGUCUUAUAUUUUGUUGUGUUCUGAUAUUAAUGAUAUGAGCUGGUGUGUGUUAGAGACAAUAAAUAAUUUAUUGGUUGUUGUUGUAUUCAUAUAUAAAACAUGAGUUUGAUUUUGAUGAGUGAGUAACUGAGUUCACAGCGGGCAUUUCCCGGUGGCGUAACAAAUUAUUGGAUUUCUGAUUCCAGACCGUACAGUGUGCUGCGCUUUCAGAAAGAGAGAUGGUGACAUCAGUUCCUGUAUUUGCCCCGUACGUCAGGGAGCAAGCAACAGUAUAUGAUCAUACGGUGUGUGUAACACGAGCAGCUGGGCAUUCCCAACAUCUGUCAGCAACGCAAUAAGUC